Vicia villosa (hairy vetch) is the source of this 990-nucleotide messenger RNA. RefSeq lists its product as uncharacterized. The coding region runs from base 1 to 990 and encodes 329 amino acids. Gene Ontology annotation, molecular function: zinc ion binding; nucleic acid binding. Lineage: Eukaryota; Viridiplantae; Streptophyta; Magnoliopsida; Fabales; Fabaceae. The transcript is spliced from 2 exons. The record is from RefSeq and is a predicted model, not a curated record.
AUGGCUGAGCAACGCAGAGGUCCCGGGAGGCCCAGAACUAGGAACGUGGAGCCCGAGCAAGUAACUGGAAGUGCAGGUGUGCCUUGGCAACAGAUGAUGCAGCAGAUGAUGCAGCAAAAUCAGAUGAUGGCUCAAAUGAUGCAAGGCAUGCAUGGACAACAACCUCCUACUCAAGUUCCCGUUCCUCAAGCUGCAGCUGGACCAGACUUUCGUGCUUUCUUCAGGAUGGAUCCUCCAGAAUUUGUUGGCGGACUUGACUCUCUUUUGGCCCAUGAUUGGUUAGCUGGUAUGGAAAGGGUGUUCCAAGCUAUUCAGUGUACUGAAGAAGAAAAGGUGAUCUUUGCUACUCAGAAGAUGAAGGGACCGGCUCUUAGGUGGUGGAACACUGCAUCUACCUAUUUCACCACACAAGAGAUUCCUAAGGAUUGGAAACACUUUAAAGUAGCAUUCUUGGAGAAGUAUUUCCCUAAUAGUGUGAGGACUCAGAAGGAGCGAGAAUUCCAGAACUUCAAGCAAGGUGACAUGUCUGUUUCUGAAUAUGCGGAGAAGUUCGAGGACUUGGCUGAUUAUUCCCGACAAGCUGUUUAUGCUCCGGAUGAACUAUGGAAGAUUGACCAGAGGAAGCACACUGGAAGUUGUGAGAUUUCUUCUGUUAGAUGUUAUGAGUGUGGCGAGCAAGGUCACGUAAUAAGGAACUGCCCGAAGAAGAGAGCUCCUGAAAAGACUGCAGGUCGUGUGUACACCCUGGAUGCAAGAAAGGCUAAAGGAAACAACAAUCUCAUUGCGGGUACGUGUUAUGUUAACAACCAACCUUUAUGUGUUCUAGUCGAUUGUGGAGCUACUCAUUCUUUUGUCUCUACCGAGUGUGUUUACCGACUUGGUUUGGAAGUUAUUCCAUUAACCGAACCCAUGAUUAUUUCUUCGGCGACGGAUGAUACUGUGGAAGCUCGACUGAUUUGUAAAGACUGUUCAAUGUCUUUUAAUGGUUGA